UGUUACUGCGUUGUUACCAACAAAACCUGCAGCGAGGAAACACAUCAAAGACAUCUCGUGAGGACCUACAUGGAGCCUCUUAUUGUCGAGGAAUACACAUCGCUCUAUUGACCUGGCUCGGCUUUUCGGCUAUUUGGAUAAAGGCCCAGGGAAGAGUUUUUGGUUUUGUUUUUUUUUGCAUUUUUUGUGUCUUUUAUCCCAAAGCUGGGGAAACAUAUUGGAACGUCAGAGACUUUUACGCGAAGCUUUAAAGUUUUCGCCACAAUAAUUGGUAAGGGCUUUCGCCACCGAUACAUCAGCACAUUUUUAGACCUGUACUGUUGUCACGUUAUCCAUAUAAAGCUGUAACCCUUACAUGACUGUUGAGGAUUACAAAUGAAAUCGUCACCUAUUAAAUCGUGAUGUAUGCCUUUAGAAAUGACCUAUAGGCUGAGUGUGACACUUGGAAGAUAUUGCAGCUUUUCUACCGGUGCAAGGCAGCGUCAGUAUAUCCGUACAGUAUAAAGCAUGUGGGGAAGCAAUAUUCUCGCCUACAAACAUGUAAUGGGCAUAUUCUAUACAUAGUGCAUAGACUGACUGUAAUCUAUGCAGCCACUCUAAUUAUGGAGCGAAUUAGUGGCGUUCAGCAGAUGCAGAUGAUCCCCGACCAUGUCCUAAAAUCACAAGCUUAUUGGACAAUAACCCUUAAUUGAUAUACUGAGAUAAGACUAGCCUAUCCUUUGAGAACUGGACUCUGAACUGGACUCUGAAUUUGAUGACUAAUUAAAUUGAUCAGAGCUAUAAUACAGGACUAUUGAAUGCCCCCCCCCCCCUCCUCCCUCCGGUUCCAAGUUUGCUGUCAGCACAAUGCAGGUCUUGUAUCAGCACCGUCCAAGUAAAACUCCACCUGUUUCACCUGUGAAGAGCCGCCCAUCUGCCGCUGGGGGGCGCUGUAGUAUCUGUAUGUAGAUUAUACAGCUCAUCCACAUCGUUCCCAUCGUAAUGUAUAUGCAUGGGCCCACUGCGAAAUGAUCUCCCCCGAUUGUUAAAUAUGAGUUACGCUCAUUUGAUGAUACAGCAAAGUAAGAAAUGGAAAACACGAAUUACUAAUUGGGACUGUCAUUUUGAGGUUUAGUUUAAAAUUCCAAUGAGACAUCAGAUAGUCCUACGCGACAUUUGGGCCUACGGACCACUGCCACGAUGGAAGCUCUGAUGCUCCAACUCCAACGCACCUAGAUAUAACCACCUGACGCCCUGAUGUGCUUUGCGUUCUCGGUUCGCUCGUCAUCGCGGGCUGUCGCCCGCUCACCCCCUCGUCAGAUUUCACAGCGCCAAGUCCCACACUGAAACGGCCUGCUUGAAUCUGUGUAAUAAUGUUCACGUUAAAGCCAGUGUAAACUGCAUUCAUUUGCUCAUUUUGCUACCUAUCCCGUAUAUGCCAUGAUCCCAUUGGGCGUCCAAAAGCUCUGAGGUAAUGUAGUAUUGGGACAGAUUUCGCUAUCAUUCAUCAUGAAUGGCCGGGUCUUGUCGGCUCUCCACGUGGGAGCGGAUAACUUUGUUUAAUUGGUUAAGGGCGUCCGCCGCUCGUCAGCGUCCUCUAGGUGCUCUCGUGUGAUUGGACAAUGGUCCUCGCUGCUGUGGGCGUGCCUUAUCUCCGGUGGAAGUAGCGUACUUUGUGCUCAUGUCCAUUGUCGAGGUUUCCUUGGAGCUGCUGUGGGGAAGUCUACUAGCGCACGACGGAUAGCCGAUCUGUACAAGGCUCUGCGGGUGAAAUAUCAUGCAUUUAGCCUUUUAGAAGCUCGAAGACUUAUUGGAAUUGGAAAGAUAUACUUCUCCUAUCUCGACCUGUCCUCGUAUUUUUCUAUUCCAAGGCUAUCGAAUGGACCAACACCCCAGCGCCCGCAGCUGCACCAGCCGAGGGGCUCCGUCCUGCGAGGCCGUCCCGAGUGAACCCUCCAUGAAUUUGUACAUCCAUUCCACUACCGGCACACGCUUCGAGCUGUCCAUCCCCUCCGAGGAGACCGUAGAGGGGCUGAAGAGGAGGCUGUCCCAGAAACUCAAAGUACCCAAGGAGCGACUGGCGCUGCUGCACAAAGAGACGCGACUAAGUUCGGGCAAACUCCAGGAUCUGGGGAUCUUAGAUGGGAGCAAGUUGACACUUGUUCCAACUGUUGAAGCAGGCUUAAUGUCUCAAGCAUCGCGACCCGAACAGUCUGUCAUGCAAGCCUUGGAGAGCCUCACAGAAACACAGGUGAGUGACUUCCUGUCCGGCCGCUCGCCCCUGACCCUGGCCCUGCGGGUCGGCGACCACAUGAUGUUCGUCCAGCUGCAGCUGGCGGCGCAGCAGGCGGGGGCGGCCGUCCAGCACAGGCACCUCAUCGCCAGGGGCAACGGCGAGGUGCCCGCCGGGCAGCCCGUGGGGCAGCCCCGCGUCCCGUACCCCCACCCCCACCCUCACCCCCACCCCCACCACCAGACCCACCCCCACCCCCACCCCCACCCCCACCCUCACCUAUCCCCUGCCCAACUGGUCCCCUCCGCCCCCCACCCCACCGGGCCCCCCUCCCACUGUAGCCCCCCGACUCCCCCUCCCCCUCCCCCGGCCACCCCCCCGCCCCACGCCCCCCGCCUGGCCCACCUGCCGGGGGGUCUCUUCCGCUCGCCGGUCCACCACAACCACCACCACCACCAUCACCACCACCACCCCCACCCCCCCAGCCCCAGCCCCACCCCCGCCCCCCAGGCCCACCACCAGCAGCCCCCCCCGUCGGCCCCGGCUGCUGCCGCCCCCCCGAGCGGACUGGCCAGCUCCACAGGCCCCUGCCCCGAGGCCAGCUGUAGUUCCAAGGGCCCCAGCAGCCCCGGCACCAGCCCCUCUUCCCGCUCCCGGAAGCCCGGUGCCAUCAUCGAGAGCUUCGUCAACCACGCCCCUGGGGUCUUCUCCGGGACGUUUUCAGGCACUUUGCACCCCAACUGCCAGGACAGCACGGGGCGUCCCCGGCGCGACAUCAGCACCAUCCUGCAGAUCCUCAACGACCUCCUGAGCGCCACGCGCCACUACCAGGGCGUGCCGCCCUCCCUCACCCAGCUGCGCUACCAGACCCAGUGCGGCUCGCCCGGCCCCGUCUCCCCCUCCCCGCCGCCCUCGCCCCUGUCGCCCCCGGUGACGGGCGCGCCCGGCCUCUCCUCCAAAGCUACCUCGGUGCCUCCCGCCUCCGUGCCCAGCUGCCCGCCGCCGGCGCUUCAUCCACUGGUGCAGUGCCAGAGCCAGAUCCGCAUGUGCAAGCCCCCAGCCGACCGCCUGCGGCAGACGGAGAACCGCGCCACCCGCUGCAAGGUGGAGCGCCUGCAGCUGCUGAUGCAGCAGAAGCGCCAGCGCCGGAAGGCGAGGCGGGACGGGCGGGCGCCGUACCAGUGGCUGCCCCACCGCCGGGCCGGCCGCAGCAGCAGCAGCAGCAGCGUGUCCAGCGAGGGCUCCCUGGAGCUGGACAUGGAGCUGGACUCGGUGUGGAAGCCCGACGUCAAGGCCGACAUGAAGCCCGAGUUCGUCAUGGCCUGAGUCGUCAUGGAGGCGGGCCUUCGUUGUCGUGGCGACGAGACCCCCCACCCCACCCCCCCCCCCCCCCCUCUCCGACCAUCCAACACCACACCACAGGGGGAGGAGGAGGAGGAGGAGGAGGAGGAAGAGGAGGAGGAGGACGACGGGCGAGUGUUUUGAUUUGAAGGGGGGGAGGUUUAAGUUUGGUCGAUCUGGAGUUUUUUCGUAAGAGGGGGUGUGUGAGGGGGACCCCCCCCCCUCCGGGCUGAAGCCGUGGAAUUCUCAAAGAGGAAAUGAAAAGCGGGCCGCUCCGAAGAUACCU
Gadus chalcogrammus (walleye pollock) is the source of this 3839-nucleotide messenger RNA. It is a transcript of the gene midn, whose product is annotated as midnolin. Gene Ontology annotation, cellular component: nucleus. The transcript is spliced from 8 exons. The record is from RefSeq and is a predicted model, not a curated record. Gene Ontology annotation, molecular function: protein binding. NCBI's taxonomy places the organism in Eukaryota, Metazoa, Chordata, Actinopteri, Gadiformes, Gadidae. Bases 1859 to 3538 code for a protein of 559 amino acids.